UGACAUUGACAUUAUUGACGUCUGAUUCUAGAUUUCUCAUCGUAUUGUUAAACUCCAUUGCGAUUAAUUGCUACGAAAUAUCUUUCUAAAACAAACAUCUACUUCAGCUUCAAUCCGCUACCCAACCUUCGCUGGAGGCUACGCCCUGUUUUGCAUUUCCGAGUUUUCCUUUUACGUUCAACAUAGGCCUAUCAGAUACCGCCGUUAUGGACAUGAUGGUUUCAACAUUGCAACAGCAGCGGGCUGUAACAGAACAAUUAAGACGAGAAGCUGCAAUAAAACGCGUUCCCGUCUCAGUGGUUGUAUCUGACAUUGUCAAAUACAUCAACGAACAUGAACAAGAGGAUUGCUUGCUCGUUGGAUUUUCCAGUCAGAAAGUCAAUCCAUUCCGCGAGAAAAGUUCCUGCACUGUUUUGUAAAGUAAUCAACAUCAAUACUAUCUGCAAAUACAUAUAAUAUGGUCGAAGAUAUGCUUCACAUAGGUAUUAUUUCUUGAUUAUUAAACUUUAUUGUUAAGUGUAACAAUGUAGUCAAUGUAAUCUAAACUUGAAUAAAUGUAUUUAUUUAUCUCUUUUGAGCAGCAGUGUUUAUUCAAAAUGUUACUGGUUUCAUUAACACUACAUUAUUGUGUAUGUAAUUAUUACGUUACUGUUUCAUUUAUACUGUCAAGGGAAAAUAAAUGAUGUGACUCAAUA
This is a messenger RNA of Spodoptera litura, 695 nucleotides long. RefSeq names its product guanine nucleotide-binding protein subunit gamma-1 (gene Ggamma1). Lineage: Eukaryota; Metazoa; Arthropoda; Insecta; Lepidoptera; Noctuidae. Gene Ontology annotation, biological process: G protein-coupled receptor signaling pathway. The record is from RefSeq and is a predicted model, not a curated record. Gene Ontology annotation, molecular function: G-protein beta-subunit binding. Gene Ontology annotation, cellular component: heterotrimeric G-protein complex.